Emys orbicularis (European pond turtle) is the source of this 1056-nucleotide messenger RNA. RefSeq names its product SLAM family member 8-like. Bases 1 to 1056 code for a protein of 351 amino acids. The transcript has 6 exons. NCBI's taxonomy places the organism in Eukaryota, Metazoa, Chordata, Testudines, Emydidae. The record is from RefSeq and is a predicted model, not a curated record.
AUGGAGAUGCUGAUCGUUCACGUGAGACGCCCGGCUCUCCGAGACGGCAGCUCCCAAGCGCAACAGGGAACGGGGGCUCAGGGCCUGGCCACAGAUAUCCUGGUUGCGCAAGCACCGACACCCCCCCGCCAGGUGAAUGGGAUUCUGGGAGGCUCAGUCGUGCUGUCUGUGGAUCUAUCCCCCGGGAGAAAGGUGAAAGAAAUCGAAUGGAGUUUUCGUGCUGGGUCAGGUGUGACGAUUCAGCUGGCUGAGUUCAGUGGGGGGAAGUUUGAGCGACCCGAUCCCAACGACAGAUUUAAGCAGAGGCUAGAAAGGUACAACGAGACCUCGCUGAGGAUCAGGGCUCUGGAGCUGGGCGAUAGCGGAGUUUAUGAGGCCCGGAUUAAGAUAGUACCAGCAACUGUGGAGGAACAGGCCUUUCUCCUCGCGGUCUAUGAGCCAGUGCCACAGCCCCAGAUCCGGAGUCAUCUGCUCGCCAGCACGCUGGAGGGGUGCAACGUCACGCUGCAGUGCCAGGGCUCGGGGAAGGGAAAUGUGAGCAUCUCCUGGGGGAGAGGGAACCCGGUCCAAGAGCUGGAUCCCGGUCGGCACCAGCUCUCCCCUGAUGGCAGGAUGCUCCAGCUGUCUCUGCAGCCCAGCUCCCUGAAUGCCACCUACGCCUGCACGGUCAGCAACCCUGUGGAUCAGAAGAUCAUCGCCUUUGACCUGCAGAGCAUCUGCCGCAGUGGAGAUGCAGACGCGUCCUUCUCGAAGCCGGGGUACAUUGUGCUGACUUUCUUCCUGUUAGUGCUAAGCCUUGGGACUGCCGUCUGGUGUUGGCGGAUGAACAACGAGAAGUCGGCUGACCCGGCUGCCACCCCCACGGGCCCUGUGGAAGAAAGUCCGUCCGACCCGCAGUACGCUGAGAUCAUGAGGAGUCCCCCUGAAGGAAAUGACCAGGCCCUACGUCACCUGGAAAAUAACACGGAGCGGAGCCCGCAGAAAGAGCCUCUAAUCACCACCAUCUACGACAAGCUCCAAAGGACUCCCGAGAAUACAUCUGAGGAGGUCACAUAG